Molecule: messenger RNA, 1532 nt
Organism: Schistocerca americana (American grasshopper)
Lineage: Eukaryota; Metazoa; Arthropoda; Insecta; Orthoptera; Acrididae
Product: nucleolar protein of 40 kDa-like
Exons: 7
Coding region: 269-979 (236 amino acids)
Biological process (GO): RNA stabilization
Molecular function (GO): zinc ion binding; RNA binding
Source: RefSeq, a predicted model, not a curated record
CUGGACAAAUGUAGUCAUUUGCAAGAACAGCUGUAGUACGUACUGCCGCGAAACGUGAAAUAGUAACAGUGUCGAAUGUUGUUUAUGUUUAAAAUGGGAAAAGAACCGAUAUUAACAAAUGGUACUUAAGAGUUUGUGCGAUUUCUUCGAACUUAAAUAUAAAAUUAUUAAUUUCGUCAGUAAAUAAUGUUAAAGAAAUGAGGAUAAUACUAAAGAUAGUACGGAAUGAAAGGCUAAAAUUGUAAAAAUAACAAGUACCAAGUCAAACAUGAUGAAAAGUGAUGAAAAUGUGGAUGAGCUUUUGAAUACCAUAUUCUUGGGUGAGGUGCGCUCAGUUCAUAACUAUGGAGCUUUUGUUACUAUACCAGGGCGUCGUGACAAUGGGCUAAUACAUCGUAGCCAAAUUUCCAAAAGUGCAGUAGAUGACGCAAAUGAUGUGUUACAGCGUGGAGAAAGAGUUUGGUGCAAAGUUAUCGGUGUAACGGAUGAAAAGAAAAUUUCCUUGUCAAUGAAAGUGGUGGAUCAGGGUACUGGAAAGGAUUUAGACCCAAAUGGAGUUCAGAUUCACCAAGACGAACUCAAAAGAAAGUCCUUCGACCCGUCUUCAAGGAGAAAAGUUAUUGAACUUGAAGCAGUGUUAAAGACAACGUGUACAAAAUGUGGUACUUAUGGACAUUUAGCAAAAGAUUGCUUCAAGAGUCCAGAUGGGAAAACCUAUGAGCUUUUGCCAGACGAUGACAAUGAUGAUGAUGUGCCCGGUGUACUUGCUCAGCUAGCUGAAGAGGCACAGAAAACAAAGCAUAGUAAGAAAGCAAAGAAAAUUAAAAAGCACAAGAAAAGUAAAAGUCACCACAAGAAAUCGAAAAAGUCUAAAAAGAAACGAAAAUAUGCAAGUGAUACAUCUGACAGUGAGGAAAAUCAGCAGAAGAUCCAGGAGUUUACAAAUACCUGUCACAAUGCCCUGACUGAACAACUGUAGAGUACUAUCUGCACACUUUUGUUUUGUUCUAUAGUCCUCAGUCAUGAACCAGUGGGCAAAGUGUGGAUGCAUAAGUAAUAAUCAGCCUUUGUAUGUUAAAGUAAUAACAGCGAAGCACCAUUGUUGAACUCCUUGUUCCUAAAUUUUAUAUUUUUGUGAGCUCUAAUUUUUAUAUUUAUUAUUAUAUUCCAUUGUGCCUGUACCUGUCACCUCAUAAGACAACUGGACUCUGUUAAACUAAAUACUUAAGACUCCACCACAUCUGUUUGUUGGUCUUAACCUCUAACACCAAUUGAAAUUGACAUCAUGGAGUGUUUACCUUUGGUUAUGUAGGAGAACUAUAGAAUCAGGAUGGGUAUUUGACCCGCAACUCCUUGCCAAUACACCUGUGCAUCUUAACCAAGCGAUUCCUCUGCUUGGUCAAGAAAAAACUGAAGACUUUACAGAAUGUUCAUAGAAACAAUACUAAUAAAUAUGAACUGACUAAUGAGGGAAAGUCUUUCCUACAAAAUACUGAACAAGAUGAUUUUGAUGCAUAAAAUCUUCCUCAUAU